CAAAGGAGGUCACAGACUUCUUCCGCACCAUCGAAGACGCGAAUCGAGCUGCUGCUACCAGCAGAGGUGAGCCUUCGCCCUUCGCGACGCCCGUUCGGAGAAGCUCCGAGCCUCCGUUCAGGAUCGUGCAUAUUGCUCCGACCGAAGGGACAGGCUUGCUGUUCCAAUCAUAAGACUCGGGACCUUUCCUCGCCGGGACCAGCCGGUGCCGCACACGGGAGGCCGACGUUGAAGUGACUCCGGCUCAGAACAGCUGAAGACGCCGAAUCUCACCCUCUCGCUCACCCUCUCACGCGCAAUGGACGACUCACGCCUCAACCCGGUGGGCCGUAGCAUUGCCGACCAGCGAGACCGCGACAGACGCAUCAAGGACGCGCAGGACCUCGCGCAAACUAUCGCGCGCAAUGCCGAGCGAACAGGCGCAGCUCUCCCGCCGUACGAGUUCUUAGAACUGAUCGGUAAAGGCGCUUUUGGCAAGGUCUACAAGUGUCUGGACAGACAAACCAAAAAUCUCGUCGCAGUGAAGAUCAUCGAUAUUGACGAGCAGGACUGGUCGGAGGACUUCUCGCUAGGAGACGCGCGCGACGCGACCAUCAACGACUUCAAGAAGGAGGUCAGCAUCCUACGGCAGUUGAAGGACAACAACGCCAAGAACAUCAACCUCAUCCACGAUGCCUUUGACUGGCACUCACAACUGUGGAUUGUGGCGGACUACUGCACUGGUGGCAGUGUGAGAACCCUCAUGCGUCCGUUUGAGAAGAAUGGCAGGCCGAUCGGACUUCCAGAGCAGUACAUCGUUCCUAUUGCACGAGAGCUGGCCAUUGCGAUGAAGUCAAUGCAUGAUUUGAACACUUUGCAUCGCGACAUCAAGUGCGCCAACGUGUACAUCACCGAGGACGGAGACAUUCAACUUGGGGACUUUGGCAUCGUGGGUGUCAUUGACCACGACCACGAGAAGCGUAAGACCGUCGUUGGCACACCGCAUUGGAUGCCUCGUGAGAUCGUUGAGCGCCUGGGGGACAAAGAGACCAAAGAAGGGUACGGAUACGAGGUUGACGUCUGGUCCUUUGGUUGCACUGUGUACGAGAUGGCCACGGGCUCACCACCUUAUGCUACCAAGGGCAUCCAAUUCCUCACUGAGCUGCUGGAAGAGUCGCCACCGCGCCUGGAGGGCAAUGAAUACUCCGCGGAACUACGCGACUUUGUGGCGUUCUGCCUCAACCCAGACAAGAAGGCACGACCAAGCGCAAGCGCAAUUCUCAACCACCCAUACAUCAAGGAUACCAGCCGAAUCUACCCAACGCGCACACUGGUUCGGUUGAUAGAGAGAUUCAAGAUCUGGGAGCAUGGUGGAGGCUCGCGUCUCUCACUGUGGCAGGCGUCUCCUGCAGACUCACGCAAUCUCCGCUUGGGUGAUGAUGAUGAGGUCGAGAAUGACGAAGAAGAGCAAGAUGAUUGGAACUUUAGUACAUCCGAGGACUUUGAUCAAGAACUGGGGCGUCGUCUUAGCCAGUUGCCGCCUGGUGCUGUUCUCGAAGGCUGGAACUUCGACUCUCCCGCAACUUCGAGCUUACCUCCAUUGCAACCGCAACCGUUGCAGACCAAAGCUCUCACGGUAGCGGAGCGCAUCAAGCAAGAACACAGCGAAAAGUCCGCAAGUCGUGGUGAGAAGUCGCUGAACAAAGUCUUCGACCCAAACGAUCCCACAGGCUACCAGCUCGCCACCCCAAUCGAACCGCCGCAACCACCAGAACCGGAGGCGCCAUCCGAUCUUCCAUUGCGUGCUUACGAGUCAAGCUCGACGAGCAGAGAGAGCGUGGUCGUGAUGUUGGAUCUUGACGACGCGAUCACACCAGCGACGUCCUCGCUAGCCAUGCGUAUGGCUGCUAUCAAUGAGGACACCAUCAGACCAACAGGUCGGCAUGCGCACGAUGAUGACGACGACGACGACGACGACGGAUACCAAUACGGGCGGCUAAGUGUAAGCGACAAGCGCGACACAAGAGCUUGGACUUUUGAUAGCGCCCAGCCACGCACACAACGCGACACGAGAGACUGGACAUUCGAGACUGCUCUACCUUUGCAGCCUCCUCUGCCAACGUUGUCGCGACAGCCGGAGCGAGAGACAAUAUCUUGGUCCUUCGAGACUGCAGGGUUGGCCGCUCCAGAAUUGCUUGACGACUCAUACGACGUUGCAUCUGGUGGCAACGAUGCUUGCUUAGCACCAACCCGUCCCCAGCUGCAACACACUGCCACUGAGCCAAUCAGACACUUCAGAGGCCUCUCUAGUAGCUCAGUUCCCAACAGAGAGUCAGUGACAUCGCUGAUUGAUCUUGACGCCGGUUUGGCAGAGCGAGUACGUGCUGGCAACGAAAUCCUACGACCAGGCACAGCGAGCUCCCAUAUGACGGAUGCGACCUCUGGCAAUCCAUUUGACUUGGAAGACGACCCAGAACAGAAGGAGCUCGACAGAAACAGAUUUUCGUACCACAAGCCCUACGCUUCCGAAGGCGGCAUGGUCAAGCGGCUGAGUCACAAGACCAUGCCCAUGCAUGCACGCGGCACCAGUUUGUCAAGCACAGAACCUGACCUUGACCCAGGAAGACCAGCAGUUGGUGGAUAUUCGGCACCACCCUCUGCAAUGUCGCAGCCUGACUUGAGCUUUAGUACGCUUGAGCAGGGCUUGGGCCUGGCGACGGUCGAAACAGAUAACAACCAAUGGCCGAGCUUCUCGGACAACGAUAGUUUCACCGAUAUGCCUCAGUACCUGCCCGCGAGCGCCGAUGAUACACACAUGCCGAGAUUGGGUCAAGGCUUCUCGACUGAACACAGAUUACACGCUAGUGGCACAAGCGUAUCCUCACGUUCUCGCGAGCCAAGCAAUGAACCGCCAGGACCUGAAGUCGACUUUCCAAGCUUACAGCCACCUCACCCAGACGUCCUCGCAGAGUCGGCCGAUGAUCAGAUACUCGAAGCCGAGUUGGGACGUAUGUUGAGUGAUUGUGAUUAUGCUCUAUCAAGUAUGUCAAGAGUGUUGCAUCAACAUGCUAGCAUCGAGGCCGACGACGACGAGAUUAGCUCAGACUUUGACAGCAGCUUUGAAAGUCGUCACCAGGACACCGAGGAUGAAGAUAUUGAUCAUCUCACUGCUCGGCGCAAGCCACGCAAGCUGGAGAUGCGUUCAUCGCCACGGUUGCCCACGGACUGACUUGGCACUUCCGACGAGAUAUGUGUCAUCACGGUGGCGCCGUUCCGAUGUACCAGGUAGGUAUGACAUGAUCACAGCAAAGCGGUUCAUGGACCAGUGCCCUUCUUCUUCUUCUUUAUUCAAUGGACUGCCGUAGCUGGACAAGGAGGGAUAAAUGACCGUGCAUGGCAUUCUUGUUUGCAACGAACAUGGAGUGUGAGCGCCAAGGGAUGGCUCGCAGACUACAGUACCGACAGAUACCAGGUAGCAUUACGAACGACUAAGCAGUCACAGGAAAGAACGUGUAAUCCUUUCAAGAAUUCC
This is a messenger RNA of Sphaerulina musiva SO2202, 3511 nucleotides long. Its product is annotated as kinase-like protein. The coding region runs from base 299 to 3208 and encodes 969 amino acids. Gene Ontology annotation, biological process: protein phosphorylation. Gene Ontology annotation, molecular function: protein kinase activity; ATP binding. Lineage: Eukaryota; Fungi; Ascomycota; Dothideomycetes; Mycosphaerellales; Mycosphaerellaceae. The record is from RefSeq and is a predicted model, not a curated record. The transcript has a single exon.